UUCGAAUGUAAAUAAUAAAACAACUCUACUAGUGAAGUGAAUUUUGAAGAACCACUUUGAAGAAGCAUACUGGCUACAGCAAGAGAGGAGUCAUUUGCUAAGAUGAAAUUUCUGUGUCUUCUUGUGCUUUUUGCCCUCGGGGCUUAUGCUGGGCCAAUGGGUMGUGUGAUACGUGUAACACCAUCUAGCAAAGCCCAGCUGAACUUCCUGUCCAAUUUGGCCGAUAAUGACAAUAUGGACCUUGAUUUCUGGRCACAUCCCUCUAGAGUUGGUGGUUCAGUUGAUAUUCGUGUAACAACUAGCAACUAUCCAAAUCUAGCUAAGUUACUCCAGCUAAACGGCAUCGUGUUUACGAUUCUAAUCCCCGACGUAGAUGUUGCCGAAGCCAAUCAGAAUCCACCGAGUUCUGCAAGAGCUGGAAGCUUUGACUAUAAUCGAUAUAACCCUCUUGAUCAGCUCAGUUCUGGAGCAGACAAGAAGACUCUCUUCAUGAACUGUGGUAUUCAUGCUCGUGAGUGGAUCACCCCGGCAACCUGUAUGUAUAUGUUGAAUCAGAUUAUCACUAAGUAUGGGUCUGAUAGCAGUAUAACAGCAAUGCUUAAUAAACUGGACGUCGUUAUCAUGCCUGUACUGAAUGUAGAUGGUUACGUGUACACAUGGACUUCGAAUCGAAUGUGGCGUAAGACUAGAUCGCCCCAAGGAAGUGGUUGCUUUGGAGCAGACCCGAACAGAAACUUUAACGUUAAGUGGGGAGGAACUGGCACAAGUAGCAACCCUUGCAGCGAUAUUUUCCACGGACCCAGACCUUUUUCAGAGGUUGAAUCUCGUAACGUUGCUCGUUAUCUGCAUAGAAUCAGGUCGAAGCUCGUAGGGUAUAUGGAUAUCCAUGCUUACAGUCAGUUAUGGAUGACACCAUGGGGACAUGCUAAAGGCGCCUAUCCACCAACCUACCAAGAGAUGAUGCGUGUGGCAAAUAAGGCAGUGAGGGCUUUGUACGCGGUUCACCGAACAUCUUACAGAGCGGGAACUUCAGCCGAUAUCAUAUACGCCACAACUGGAGGUACAAUGGACUGGGUGACAUCAAGACUUGGCGUGACGUACUCCUAUGGACUGGAACUGAGGGAUAAAGGUAGAUAUGGAUUUUUGCUCCCAGCCAAUCAAAUUCGUCCAACAGGAGAGGAAACCUUUGCAGCCAUCAAAGUUAUGGUUCAAGAGAUGAGAAUCUAA
Messenger RNA from Actinia tenebrosa (Australian red waratah sea anemone), 1227 nucleotides. RefSeq names its product carboxypeptidase B. NCBI's taxonomy places the organism in Eukaryota, Metazoa, Cnidaria, Anthozoa, Actiniaria, Actiniidae. Gene Ontology annotation, biological process: proteolysis. The record is from RefSeq and is a predicted model, not a curated record. Gene Ontology annotation, molecular function: zinc ion binding; metallocarboxypeptidase activity.